AUGCUAAGAACAAAGCUAAGAGUGUAUUUGUUUACUUUGCUUAUGCCUCUCAUCAGGUGUCUUCCAUGGGUGACAGGGAAACAAGCAAUCACUCAGAAAUGACUGACUUCAUUCUCAUAGGCUUCAGGGUGCGCCAUGAGCUCCAUCUUCUCCUCUUCCUGAUAUUUCUGCUUGUCUAUGUCAUGAUCCUUCUAGGGAAUGUUGGGAUGAUGGCCAUUAUCAUGACUGACCCCAGGUUGAACACACCAAUGUAUUUCUUCCUAGGCAACCUGUCUUUUGUUGAUCUCUUCUAUUCAUCUGUUAUUGCACCCAAGGCCAUGAGCAACUUCUGGUCUGAAAGCAAGUCCAUCUCCUUUGCAGGCUGUGUGGCCCAGCUCUUUCUAUUUGCACUCUUCAUUGUGACGGAGGGAUUUCUCCUGGCAGCCAUGGCUUAUGAUCGCUUCAUUGCCAUCUGCAACCCACUCCUCUAUUCUGUUCAGAUGUCAGCACGGCUCUGCACUCAGUUGGUGGCUGGCUCCUAUUUCUGUGGCUGCGUAAGCUCAGUUCUUCAAACCAGCAUGACAUUUACUUUAUCUUUUUGUGCUUCUCGGGCCAUUGACCACUUUUACUGUGAUGUUCGCCCACUUCAGAGAUUAUCUUGUUCUGACCUCUUUGUCCACAGAAUUGUCUCUUUUACCUUAUCUAUCAUCAUUAUCUUGCCAACCAUCAUAGUCAUUGUUGUUUCUUACAUGUAUAUUGUGUCCACAGUUCUAAAUAUUCGCUCCACUGAGGGCCGCAAGAAAGCCUUCUCCACUUGCAGCUCCCACCUGGGAGUCGUGAGUGUGCUGUACGGGGCUGUCUUCUUCAUGUACCUCACCCCUGACAGGUUUCCUGAACUGAGCAAAGUGGCCUCCUUAUGUUACUCCCUAGUCACACCUAUGUUGAACCCUUUGAUUUAUUCCCUGAGAAACAAAGAUGUCAAAGAGGCUCUUAAAAAACUUCUAGAAAAGAAAAAUGCUAUUCUAUGA
Molecule: messenger RNA, 1007 nt
Organism: Marmota monax (woodchuck)
Lineage: Eukaryota; Metazoa; Chordata; Mammalia; Rodentia; Sciuridae
Product: olfactory receptor 9K2
Exons: 1
Coding region: 66-1007 (313 amino acids)
Biological process (GO): G protein-coupled receptor signaling pathway
Cellular component (GO): membrane
Molecular function (GO): odorant binding; G protein-coupled receptor activity; olfactory receptor activity
Source: RefSeq, a predicted model, not a curated record